Ziziphus jujuba (common jujube) is the source of this 1968-nucleotide messenger RNA. RefSeq names its product cytochrome P450 71AP13-like. Bases 214 to 1725 code for a protein of 503 amino acids. NCBI's taxonomy places the organism in Eukaryota, Viridiplantae, Streptophyta, Magnoliopsida, Rosales, Rhamnaceae. The record is from RefSeq and is a predicted model, not a curated record. The transcript has 2 exons. Gene Ontology annotation, molecular function: monooxygenase activity; heme binding; oxidoreductase activity, acting on paired donors, with incorporation or reduction of molecular oxygen.
AGAAAAUCAGGGGUGUGGAUUAAUUUCCCCAAGAUGCUAUAUUUCCUUUUCAACCUUACCAAACCACCCAUUGUGAUCUGCCCAAUGAUUUUUUAUUUAUCAUUCCGUAGGACCAACCAGGAUGAACGUCACUUAUUGCUUAUCACAAUAAGUAUAUGUACAUGGACCAUGUAUAUGUAGAAAUGUACACAAUUUGAGUUUCAGAGAACUCCAAUGGCUCUCCUAGAAUGGGUACAGGAACCCACUUUUCUCUAUGUAUUGGUUUUCCUUUUGGUGUUGCUCAAGUUAAUCUUCAAGAAGUCCAGAAAAAAAGAAGUGAAUCUCCCACCAAGCCCUUCAAAACUACCAAUAAUUGGUAAUCUUCACCAGCUAGGGAGCAUGCCUCACCUCUCUCUCAGAAGCCUGGCAGAAAAGUAUGGUCCUAUAUUGUUCUUGCAGCUUGGUGAGAUCCCAACUGUGGUGGUUUCAUCAGCUCGACUUGCCAAGGAAGUAUUGAAAACCCAUGAUCUUGCUUUGUGUAGUCGUCCACAAAUCUUUUCUGCCAAACACCUCUUCUACAAUUGCACUGAUAUUGCCUUCUCACCUUACGGUGCUUAUUGGAGGCAUAUUCGGAAAAUUUGCAUACUUGAGCUGUUAAGUGCCAAAAGGGUCCAAUCAUAUAGCUUUGUUAGAGAAGAAGAAGUUGCUCGUCUGAUUCGUCGGAUUGCAGAUUCUUAUCCCGGCACAACCAAUCUGACUAAGAUGCUUGGACUAUACGCAAAUGAUGUACUUUGUCGCGAAGCAUUUGGAAGGGACUUCUCUGGAGGAGGAGAGUAUGACAAGCAUGGGUUCCAAAAGAUGCUGGAGGAGUAUCAAGAAUUGCUGGGAGGAUUCAGUCUUGGAGAUUUCUUCCCUUCAAUGGAGUUUAUACACAGUUUAACAGGAAUGAAAUCGAGACUGCAGGAAACCUUUCGACGAUUUGAUCAUCUUUUCAACCAGAUCUUGAAUGAACAUCGCAACCCCAUGAGAGAAAAAGAGGAGCAUAAGGAUCUUGUGGAUGUUUUACUUGAUAUACAGAAAAAUAGUUCCCUUGAGAUGCCCCUCACCAUGGAUAAUGUCAAAGCUAUCAUCUUGGACAUGUUUGCAGCAGGGACAGACACAACUUUCAUCACCCUUGAUUGGGGAAUGACAGAGCUCAUCGUGAAUCCUAAAGUCAUGGAAAAAGCACAAGCUGAAGUAAGAAGAGUUGUGGGAGACAGAAAAGUAGUGUUAGAGAGUGACUUGCCUCAACUUCACUACAUGAAAGCUGUCAUCAAAGAAAUCUUUCGAUUGCAUCCUCCUGCUCCAGUAUUACUCCCAAGAGAGACUAUGGAACAUGUAAAGAUUGAUGGAUAUGAUAUUCCAGUGAAGACUCGAAUCUUUGUGAAUGCCUGGGCAAUAGGAAGGGAUCAAGAAAGUUGGGAAGAUCCAGAAACAUUUGAACCAGAAAGAUUUAUGGGUAGCACUAUUGAUUUCAAAGGGCAGGAUUUUGAGCUCAUACCUUUCGGAGCUGGUAGAAGAAGCUGCCCUGCUAUUACAUUUGGAACAGCGAGUGUUGAGCUUGCACUUGCUCAACUUCUCCAUAGCUUUGAUUGGGAGCUUCCUGAAGGUGUUACAGCGAAAGAUUUGGAUAUGACAGAAGUUUUUGGCAUUACAAUGCACAGGAUAGCUGAGCUGAUUGUCCUUGCCAAACCACACUUCUCCUAAGAUGGUAUGUACUCAAUAAACAGAUGCAUAAUAGAUGUAACAGCCUAGUCUCUUAAAUGCAACAUACCAAAUACCAAAUACAGUUGUAGUUGAUGGAAAUUUGGUCCCUCCUAAUGGGCUUGCAAUAGUAAAUAUUACAACUCUGUCAGGAAAUCAGCCAGAAUUUUUGGGUGGGUGUUGGAUGGAAUUCAGCGUGUCAUUGUCCAGUAAUUUAAAUAGUAAUACUAAAUGCAUUUGUUUCAA